Molecule: messenger RNA, 688 nt
Organism: Nelumbo nucifera (sacred lotus)
Lineage: Eukaryota; Viridiplantae; Streptophyta; Magnoliopsida; Proteales; Nelumbonaceae
Product: protein MKS1-like
Cellular component (GO): nucleus
Source: RefSeq, a predicted model, not a curated record
UACGAGAAUUAAUUAAAUCAUGAGCCCUUCCCAAUUUCAUGAUGAUCAACAGGCGAGGAAGGAGAUCAAUGGGCCACGACCAUCUCCAUUGAAGAUCAACAAGGAUUCCCAUUUUAUUCAAAAACCAUCUUCCUCGGCACAUUCAUCUUCUUCUACUUCACCGUCCUCGCUCAGUGCUGUAGCCGCUACAGCCUCCGUAAAACAACAGCAUCAACAACAGCGACAGCCCCCAGUUAUCAUCUAUACCCACUCUCCCAAGAUUAUUCACACCCAAGCUCGCGAUUUCAUGGCUCUAGUGCAAAAGCUGACGGGGCUUUCACGUUCUGAUGAUCAGCCGGUGCAACCUCAACCUCAGGAAUCUGGGCAAGUUUCUUCUUCUGAAAGGAAUAAUUUUAACACAAGAGCAGGCGACGACACCGAGUCAUCAUCGCUUGUUACCGAUGGGAACUGUGGCGGAGGUGGCGGAGAUGUUCAGGUCAGCUCAUCUUCCAUUUCUCCAGUCUGCGAACCGCCUAAUCCUUAUAUAUCCGAUAUUCCUCUCUUUACACCAAACUCAGCGGAACUCUUCUACUCAUCUCGGCCGUUUUAUAGAUACCCAGAUACAGUGUUUACACCUCCCGAUAUAGGGAAUUCAAUCUCCCCUUCAGCUCUCGAGGCUAGGAAGGGAUUGCAGGAAUAUUGAAGCGGG